Corticium candelabrum is the source of this 333-nucleotide messenger RNA. RefSeq names its product calretinin-like. Gene Ontology annotation, biological process: regulation of long-term synaptic potentiation; regulation of presynaptic cytosolic calcium ion concentration. Gene Ontology annotation, cellular component: terminal bouton; synapse; cytosol. The record is from RefSeq and is a predicted model, not a curated record. The transcript has 4 exons. Bases 1 to 333 code for a protein of 110 amino acids. Gene Ontology annotation, molecular function: calcium ion binding. Lineage: Eukaryota; Metazoa; Porifera; Homoscleromorpha; Homosclerophorida; Plakinidae.
AUGGAACUAUUUGCUGUUGAGAAUUCACAACAUUCUAGAGUCUUGCCGGUGGAGGAGAACUACAUCUUGAAGUUGAAGGGUAAGAAACAACUGACUCGCAACGAAAUGACCGAGUUCUUCCAGCACUAUGACCAGGACAAUAAUGGUAAAAUAUCUGGAGCAGAACUGAUGGCUCUUUUGAGGGACAUUCUACAGGCAGAGGGCAAGGAACCUAACUUUCAAGAAAUUAAGGAGUUCCAUCAGGCUAUUCUUAGUCUCUGUGAUGUGAAUCAUGACAGGAUGAUAGAUGAAGCAGAACUCACCCUGUUACUGUCUCCUUCAGCUAAAAAGUGA